This is a messenger RNA of Haemonchus placei, 264 nucleotides long. Lineage: Eukaryota; Metazoa; Nematoda; Chromadorea; Rhabditida; Trichostrongylidae. The record is from the annotation of a GenBank genome assembly.
AUGAAAGCGGCUAGAGGACUUUACUGCACGGUCAACUGCGUCUGUCAACCUGCAGAGAACAAAGUUAAUUGUGUUUGCUACGACCCUGAUAUCGCAGGCAUCUUCACUAAAGAAGUUGAAAACCGUCUACCAAUAGUGCGCUACUGGAUCACAUUGAAGGAGAGCGAUUCGAACGCCUCUUCCGUUCUCGCUGUCAUACCAACAUUCGUCACUGCAGACGUGAUCAUUCAACUUGAUGAUCAAAUAGACAAAGUGAAACAAUAG